AUGAGGAGACGGCCUUCAGGGUCGGCUACCGAGGAAGAAGAGGACCCCUCGAGCCCAGAGUCCUCUUCAACGUCCGAGCAUGGCGAUAAGGCUCAGACUGCCUUGAAGAGCACGGCGGAGGAGGAAAACGGCAGCAAGGAGAAGGAACACACGCGUACGAGGGCGAAGCGGAAGGGCGGCGCCUCAAUCUCAGCCUCAAACACAGAAGGACCCCCGGUCUGGGACCACCCUCCCACACCUGGUACACCUAGCGAGAAGGAACUUCUGGCGAUGGGCUUGCUGGACAAAGACACUGCCGAGGACGACAUGGCUCGAGCACUGGCUCGUCGACGGGCGCGAUGGCAGAAUCCUUGGUCAUGCUCGGCGCUCACGCUCGUUGCGACGCUCGCGGCGGCAGUAUUGCUCUUUUGCAUUGUCCGAUCGUUUUUAACCAAACAACUUGACCCCAAAGGCUGCGAGAUGUCUUAUACCAGGCCUGGCUAUGUUGAUUUCCCCGACUUCGACACAGAGCACACCCGAUUCGCUAGCAAAUACUCCCUUCAUCUAUACACAGAGCAAUAUAUAGAUGAUGGAAAGGUCAAAGGUGUCCCAGUACUUUUCAUCCCAGGGAAUGCCGGUAGCUACAAACAAGCACGAUCGUUAGCCGGAGAGUCCGCUUUCUAUUUCCACGAUAUCCUGCGACAUGAUGAAGCGGUAAUGAGGAGUGGGAAGCGGCCAUUGGACUUCUUCUCCGUAGACUUCAACGAGGACAUCACAGCAUUCCAUGGCCAGACUCUGCUCGACCAGGCGGAGUAUCUGAACGACGCAGUGGCGUAUAUUCUGUCAUUGUACCAUAAUUCACGCCACUCCUCGCGUGACCCGGACCUCCCAGAUCCAAGCUCAGUCAUAAUCGUCGGACACUCGAUGGGCGGUAUCGUGGCCCGUACAAUGCUUACCAUACCAAACUACCAGCCAAAUUCGAUCAACACCAUUAUUACUCUCUCUGCGCCGCAUGCAAGAGCUCCUGUCUCUUUCGAUGCAGAUAUUGUGAAGACGUACCAGCACAUCAACGACUACUGGAGAAAAGCUUACGCACAGAAAUGGGCCAAUGAUAACCCAUUGUGGCACGUGACACUCAUUUCUAUUGCUGGCGGAGGCCUUGAUACAGUGGUUCCAUCUGAUUAUGCUAGCGUGGCCUCGCUUGUGCCAGAGACUCAUGGCUUCACUGUCUUCACAUCUACCAUGCCUAGAGUAUGGACAGGCAUGGAUCAUCUGGCAAUCACCUGGUGCGAUCAGCUUCGAAAGAGGGUCAUUCGUGCCAUUUACGAUGUUGUGGACGUUUCUCGCCCGGUACAGACGCGACCACGUGCCGAACGGAUGCGCGCAUUCAAGAAGUGGUUCCUUACUGGAUUGGAGGAUGCUGCCGAGAAAACGCUUCCACAGAAGGAACCUAAAACACUUCUGACUUUGGAGGACAACUCCAACGCUAUCAUCUCGCAAGGUGAACGCUUGACUAUACGUGCCCUAGGCGAGGGUAGAAAACGAAGAGCGCAUCUCCUGCCAAUUCCGCCGCAAGGGCCGCCAGAGGGAAGAAAAUUCACCCUUCUUACGAACGAAGUGCUAGAUCAACCUGGAGAUACGGGCAGCCUUGAAGUACUGUUUUGCAGCGUUUUCCCUCUACAGGUCGGCCAGAGUGCCACGUUGUUCUCCAUGAACAUGGACCUCUCCGGCGACAGCACUGGUUCGACACGCUUGGCGUGCAAGAAUGCGGCUUCGGACGCUAUCAGUCUUCCAGCAUCAGCUCAAGAAUCAAGGCAAGCGUUUGACAAGGUGCAGCCGUUUACUUACUUGCAAUACAAACUCGAGGACCUCGCAGAGCACCAGUUCGUAGCCGUCAUCGAUAAAGCCGAUCAUCCUACUUCGGGCUGGGUCAUCGCGGAGUUCAGCGUUGCAUCUGAGUCUAUUAUUGGAACGAACGUCAGCCUACAACGUCUGCUUACCCGUGGUGUAAAGCUGAAACUGCCAGGAACACGUCCGAUGGUCGUUGACAUCAAGGUUCCAGCAUUGCAUUCCAGUUUACUAGCCUACAAGCUCGCCAUCAAACAGAAUGGCUGCGGAGAAGGCACAGAGCUCUUCACGCCACUAGUGCGGCAGUACAUUACAGAUGUCUACGAGUCCAAGUUCUUCGUGAAUGCUAAGGACGCCAACAUCAAUCUGCAUGGCGUCGCCCCCUACAUGCCUCCACCACUCGGGUCCAACAAGGCUGGAGAUGGCUUGUCGCUCCAAUUGUGGUCUGAUCCCACCUGCGACAGCAGUAUGAAGGUAUCACUGCACGUCGAUACUCUUGGCAGUAUAGGCAAGCUUUGGAUGCGGUACAGGACGGUCUUCGCUGCUUUUCCUUUGCUAAUCGUUGCACUCGCGCUAAGGAAACAGUUCAAGAUCUACGAUGAGACAGGCAUAUUCAUGAGCUUUUCAGAGAGCAUCAACCAAUGCCUCAGAACCUCACUUCCCGUGCUUUUCAUAGCACUAACAUUCUUGGGCACGUCCUUAGCCAACUCAAGCCAGGAUCCGCUAAAAGCCGAGUCACACUGGCUUCACGGCUGGAGCAGGAACUUGACAGAGUCGGCCCUCGAUCACUCGGCCAACGACCUUCUGCUCGGAUCACAGGACACCUUCUUCUGGUUCCUGGUGCCUCUCUUUGGUCUCAUCUGCAUUGGGAUCUGCGUCGCUGUGAACUACGUCGCCCUGGCCGUGACGUAUGUCUUCACUAUGGUAUACUGCAGCAUUCGCUCGGUCGCUUCGGCCGCUGACGAAUAUCGUAGGAGAACACCAACUGCAUUUGGCGUCACCUCAACUCGACAGCGAGUCAUUACCACUAGCAUUCUAUUGCUACUGGUGUCGACUGCCAUUCCAUACCAUUUUGCAUACAUCGUCCUCUGCGUGGUGCAGAUUGCCACUUGCACACGUGCCUACCGACUGGCACGGGAGACACGCUCGGAUGCCAACUACAACUUCUACAACUACGCACAUUCCAUCCUCGUGCUAAUGCUCUGGAUACUACCAAUCAAUCUCCCCGUCUUGGUCGUCUGGAUCCGAAACCUCGCCGUACACUGGCUUACUCCCUUUUCCUCCCACCACAACAUCCUCUCCAUAAUGCCCUUCAUCCUCCUCAUCGAGACCCUCAGCACCGGCCGCAUGAUAUCCAGAGUGACAUCUCGCGCCCGCCUCCUCACAAACAUCCUCCUCUUCAGCAUAGCCAUAUACGCGGCCGUUUACGGCGUCAGCUACGCCUACGCCCUUCACCACCUCGCAAACAUCCUCUGCGCGUGGCUUGUAGCUAUACAUCUCUCUGCCAGUCGCUUCUCGCUCUCUAGACUUAAUCGCGUGAUAGAAGGCCUGGAGACCCAUGGGGCCCACCAUAUCAAGAAGAGGCCGUAG
Coniosporium apollinis CBS 100218 is the source of this 3417-nucleotide messenger RNA. RefSeq lists its product as uncharacterized. The record is from RefSeq and is a predicted model, not a curated record. NCBI's taxonomy places the organism in Eukaryota, Fungi, Ascomycota, Dothideomycetes. The coding region runs from base 1 to 3417 and encodes 1138 amino acids. Gene Ontology annotation, biological process: endoplasmic reticulum to Golgi vesicle-mediated transport; GPI anchor metabolic process. Gene Ontology annotation, cellular component: endoplasmic reticulum. The transcript has 7 exons. Gene Ontology annotation, molecular function: phosphatidylinositol deacylase activity.